UUCGAUCGGUAAAGGUUAGUUAUAGAACGUUCCAUCACUAAUUUACACAAGGAAGAGUUGGUGUCCGAUGCGUCCUUGGUAGCUAUAACUCGCUUAUCGGAAAAGAGUAGUUCACCUAAUUUCGAGGAUCGGGUCAAAGACAGAAAAAACCCGUACUUAAGGUUUCAUAUUUUAUCCCCCCAAACAUCGCGGGCACGAUAACUAUCCAGACAUAAAUCUGAUCGAGAGAUAAACAAUUUUCAAUAAACCAGUCUCUAUGGGAUCGACCCUACUCCCUAUACUGUUUUAAUUUGCAAAUUAGGUGUAGGUUUAUAUUGGUGGAAUCGACAGCCGUCAGUUUUGGCGCCGUUGACGGGGACUGGCAACACUUACAAUUGUUUAAAUCGUCUUCAUGACCAGAUCUUCAUCAGUAGAUCUCGAAUACGACCCAGAGAUCGAGAAAUCGGUGUGAGCACUACGAAAAGAGACAGAAGCUCUUAAACGUACAAGUAAAGCAGGAGUUGAGCUAGGACAAGGGAUACUAGAAUCCGACGUUGAAAAGUUGAGCGAAGUAAUUCGUGCAGAGGCAAUUCGACGUGGGAAACGAGUCGAAGAGGUUGAACCUGAGACCGAACCACUCUUUGAAACAAAAGGCAACUCGGUGAAUCAGAAAGGAUGGCAAAUCGAACCAUUCGUCAACUAGCCGCUGCUCCCAACGAGCAAACAUCGUUAUGCAUCAACUAUCCAACCGGAGGAACCCCUUUCGAAUUGAAGUCGGGCUUGAUUCACCUUUUGCCCACUUUUCGAGGCUUGAAGAACGAAAAUCCACACACUCACUUGAGAGAAUUCCACAUGGUCUGCUCAAACAUAAAACCCCAGGGAGUACCUGAAGAUGAAAUCAAACUUCGGGCCUUUUUUUUUUCUUUAGUUGAUACAGCAAAAGAAUUGUUAUUUUACUUACCCCCCGAUUUUAUCAUAACGUGGGAUGACUUAUCUCGUGUAUUUCUUGACAGAUUCUUCCCAGCGUCACGAGCAGCUAAGCUUAGGAGGGACAUAGUGGGAAUUCACCAAAUAGAAAGUAAAUUGCUCUACGACUAUUGGGAAUGAUACAAAAAACUGUGUGCAAGUUGUCCUCAACAUAGGUUGACCGAACAAUCACUUCUUCAAUAUUUCUACGAGGGUUUGCUCCCUAUGGAAAUGAAGAUGAUUGACGCUGCUAGUGGAGGGGCGCUUGUCAAUAUGACCCCUCAAAGGGCAAGAGAACUAAUAUCCACCAUGACGGUAAAUUCUCAACAGUAUCGGCCGAAUUUGGAACCGACAAGACUGGUUAAUGGGAUAAACGUUUCAUCUUUAGAAGAUUAAUUGGAUAAGCUUACGAAUGUUAUUCAAUCUUUGCUUACAGAAAAGAAGAGUCUGACCCAACUAUGUGGAAUUUGUACUACGUCUGAACACACGACAGAUUUGUGUCCAAUCCUUAACGACAAUUCAACGGCACAUGUUGAUGCUGUCGGAGAUUUUCUGGGACCUCCGCAAAGAUGCUAUGAUCUUUUUUCCAACACCUACAAUCUCGGAUGGAAGGAUCAUCCCAACCUGAAUUACAGAGUUAAUCCCGAUAUAAUCCAUCAUACUAACCGAGGCCUCUACAACCACUAUAACAACACAAACCGAGCACAUCUCUAGAAGUUGUUGUGGAAAGACUUGCUGCUGAUGCUGCAAAAUAUCAAUAGAGGACAGACACAUCAAUACAAGAGUUAACUAAUCAAGUUAGUAAACUCUCGAUGGUAGUUAAUCACUUGGAGUCUCAAGGAAAAUUACCUUCCCAGACAGAGCCGAACCCUCGGCAGAAUGCCAGUGCAAUAACUCUUCGUAGCAGAAAGGUUCUAGAAACAGUUCCAGCCAAAAGUCAUGGGCAAGACAAGGAACGGGAAAAGCAGAUCUCUGAUCCAACAGCCAGGCCAGAAUCAGAAAUUCAGAGACCAGUUGUGAUGCCACCUCCCUUUCCAAUGAGGCUUGUAAAGAAUAAGAAAGAGAAAGAGGAAAAAGAAAUCCUCGAGACAUUCAGGAAGGUGGAGGUAAAUAUUCAUUUACUCGACGCUAUCAAACAAAUCCCUCGUUAUGCAAAAUUCCUUAAGGAGUUGUGUACUAGCAAAAGGAGGUUAAUAGGUAACGAAAGAGUAAAUGUAAGAGAAAAUGUCUCCGCAGUACUGCAAAAGAAAGUUCCGCCCAAAAAUAAGAACCAAUGUAUGUUUGCUAUUUCCUGUGAGAUAGGUAAUGUAGGCAUUAAGAAAGCCAUGUGUAAUUUAGGGGCUUCCAUUAAUGUUAUGCCUUAUUCUAUUUAUAAGCUGACUAACGCCGGUACUUUAAAAGAGACAAGAGUAAUAAUCCAGUUGGCGGACAGGUCAGUCGUCUAUCCCGAAGUGCUACUUGAAGACGUCCUUAUUAAAGCCGUUCCUAAGUACCGCAAGCGCAAAAACAGAUGUUCGAAGCGGGACGCUGACCAUGGAGUUUGAUGGCGAAAUCGUGAAAUUCAAUGUCUACGAGACCAUGGGUCAUCCUAACUCACUAUUAAAUAUUUCUAGCAUCGAUAUUUUAGAUUGUUUAACUCAAUCUUAUUCUGAAUAUCAUGACUUUGAUGA
Messenger RNA from Gossypium arboreum, 2615 nucleotides. RefSeq lists its product as uncharacterized. The record is from RefSeq and is a predicted model, not a curated record. Bases 1758 to 2489 code for a protein of 243 amino acids. NCBI's taxonomy places the organism in Eukaryota, Viridiplantae, Streptophyta, Magnoliopsida, Malvales, Malvaceae. The transcript has 3 exons.